GGAAAGAAGCGUGCAGCUAGCUGGGAGACCCAGUACCGAGCUAAAUUACUGUACAUUCGUAGCAAGGAAGCUGGCUAGCAAAUAUUCUAACAACGGAUGUCCUGCUCUGAAUCUGAACUGCUAGAAAAGAGCGUUAGAACAAGAAAUACAUUGGCAUUGUUAGCUAGCUAGGUAAUCGCUGCGUUUGCGGUAUCAAGCUGUCCUUUCAGAAGUACGGGAGACGUAGCAAAAGGAUUACGAUAGGAUUUAUUUCACGGGUUAUUUUUGUGUAUUUUGAAAGUCAUUUUGAAAAACCAUUUUUAUUAUAAUGAUCUAGUCUACACCUAACUACAGUUAGUUAGCUGAAACUCAUUAAGAACGAUUACGAACUAUAGCUUGCUAGUAAGCAAGCGACAAAACAAUCCUAUCAGGCUAUAGCUUGCUAGCGAUGCACGUUAUAGUGAGUUAGCAUACAUAGCUAGCCAUACAGUAUGUAUUCACUUUAGGAGGGGUAACUUGCUACAUGAAGAAAGGAUUGAACCUACUCCUCGCUUGCCUUAGCUUGACUGAUAAAGAUUGAAUAAACAAAACGGGGAAGAAAUCUUGACUCACAGCGAUCGGGGGUAGCUGAACAGCUACGAAACAAAAGAAGAAAUUCAUUUUUAGAAAUAAGACCUAAACGGCACUCGUUCUAGUCUGGAAAGAAAUACAUUAAAUGAGAAAUUGACAUGAUGUUUCCACAAUCCAGACACUCAGCUUCGUCCCAGCAGCUGAAAUUUACCACAUCUGACUCCUGUGAUCGAAUCAAGGAUGAGUUUCAGUUCCUCCAAGCACAAUACCACAGUUUGAAGCUGGAGUGCGACAAGCUGGCCAGUGAGAAAUCAGAAAUGCAGCGUCACUACAUCAUGUACUAUGAAAUGUCCUACGGGCUGAACAUUGAAAUGCACAAACAGGCGGAGAUUGUGAAGAGAUUAAACGGGAUCUGUGCCCAGGUGCUCCCUUACCUGUCACAAGAGCAUCAGCAGCAGGUCUUGGGAGCCAUAGAGAGGGCCAAGCAGGUCACCCCCCCAGAGAUGAACUCCAUCAUCCGGCAGCAGCUCCAGGCUCAUCAGCUGUCCCAGCUCCAGGGGCUGGCACUGCCCAUGACCCCGCUGCCCCUGGGCCUCACCCAGCCCACCCUGCCGGCCGUCACCUCCAGCUCCGGACUCUUCUCCCUCUCCAGCAUCCUGGCCUCGCAGGCUCAGCUGGCCAAGGAGGAGAAGGCGGCCCGCGAGGGAGCCGACAACCACCGCGAUGAAGACGGGGACAAGUCUGACUAGCCCUCGGCCGUCGAGCCGCCAGCCCCUUUCUCCUCCUAUUUAGAUUGCUCUCUGUCUCUUCUGCUCCUUCAUUAUCCCUUGGCUUGUUCCAUGUUCUCAUUUAGUGAGGCUCAAUGUUUUUUAAUAGAAUUUUUUCUUUUAUAUUCUGUUUUUUUUUUCCCCUGCCACUAACGUGGCUUAAAUUUGUUCCUCUUUCUUUUUAACUUUGUUGCAGACCCCACCCCCUCAAACCGCAUCAUCGUAGACUGAAUCCGGCUAAUUUUGCCUCAUUGUCUUUAUUUUAAUGGCUUUCCUUCUAGUUUCCUUCUGUCCAGCCCUGUGCCCACCAUGCAGAAAGUGUAACCUCCUCUUUCAGAAGGAGUCCCAGUCGGAGUCCUGAGCAGAUGAGUCACAGACAUUAUCUCUCACGAGGCAGUGGCAGAAUACAUUGCAGCUCCCCGCCCUCUGUUGUAUCUAUCUACUUUCCUGAUUUCCGUUGUUGUAAAAUGAGCAUAUUAGAUUGUGUUGCUUUAUCGUAGGCAAAGAUGAGUGCUUAAACAAACGUUAGACAGACCUGCUCGCUAAGUGAAAGUGAUGCAUGAAACUGACCUAAAUCACUUCUCACAUGUGCGGUACCCUGGUACCCGCGCAGCCAGCUGAUUCAAGGAGGGAUUUGUUCAGAGUGUGACGCUGAGCUCUUAUGUAGUAGACUCUUUAGUGCUGCUCGUAGUGGGUGACAGUAGAAAAAGGAGUUCUAUUGAUACACAGGCAAAAUACUUUAAAUAUAUAUAAUCUAAAAUUAUUUUAAGAUAAGAAGCACCUUUUUCAAAACUAUUUCUUUCCCUCUUGAUGUGCUGUCAUUCCACUCUUGUGUGGUGAGCUGACAGGGUAAUGCUCCUAAGACAAACUGACACAGAUCCCAGCUGUUUUACAAUAUUGCUGUGUUACCCUAGACAAAUCACAUUCAUACAGGACCUUUGUGCAAAACAAGAGUACCCAUUAGUGGAACCUAUGAGUCAAGAAUUUAGUGAGACUAGGCAAGCCAGAGCCGCUCAGAACGCAUUGCAUAAAAAAGCUCCCACCUUAAUAGGGCUUUGUUUGUAUGAGGGGAGGAUGGGAGAGGACAGUUUGCUUCUGAAACAAUAGAGGGCAGUAAGCACUUGGGAAACCAGUUUGAUUUCCAUAUUGAUGAGAAGUCCUCUUCCCUUUUCAGGAAAAUUGAUGACAUUCCUUUCCCAGCUAUUGUUGCUCAAUACAUUAAGUCAGUUGAAAGUUUUUAUUCUCCCAGAAUUAGAUGUUGAUGACAUGUCUUCAGUGACCAGUUGUUUUAACCAUAGAAAUAAGUACAAGUGUCAUAAAAUGUAUCAUUAUUAAGAGUUCGCUGUUCAUUUAAUUGCUUCAUUUGCUUUGAUGUAGUUUUUCAGAAUUUACUGAAGUACGUCUGACAGUAUGGUAGCCAUUGUCUUCCAUAUCUCUUUUUUUCCAGUUUCCAAUCGUUCAUAGCUAUUGGCGUUUGACAGAUAAAGGUUAUACAGUUGGUCAUUUGGUUAUGUUUUGAGAAGGUUGACUUGUCCAUGAAGUGGUACCUGUGUAACCUUUCCCUGGAUGUGUGUUGUAUCCUACAGAGGGAUUGCUGUGUAUAAUGUGAGUGUAGAACUGGAGGCUGACAUGGAUCAAGUGUGUAUUGCUGGAAUUAUUGCAGAGGAUGAGGAUUUUGGAUUUGUUGUAUUCUCCAAACCCUUGGCUAUUUAACAUUUAACAAUCAGAUGGGGAAAUGGAAUGGAGUGGAGAUGAGGAAAAAGUAAUGGAGUAUUUUUGUUGAUUUUUUUAAAAAUUAUGCACAAAUUAAAAAACAAAAUUGCCACGUAAUGACAAAAAAUGCCCAGAUUUGAUUGACAUUCUUUUUGAAUGCAGCAUCCUCAGCCCUGAGAUUGUGCGUGGGGUUACACUCUAUGCACAUAGAAAUGGUCUGGCACUGCAAAGCUGUUGAUUACAGCGGUCAAGGUCAUGAUAAAGUGUGCAGAGAGUGUUUCUGAGUUGGCUGCUCAGACAGCCCACAUGUCACUAUAGGCAGCUGAAAGGCCACCUCUGUAUCACCUGAAUUGCAGCACAUGUGAAUUUCACCAGAACUGAUUCAUCCUCAAAGGUGAUGUAGUGUUUUUUUUUUUUUUUUACCUUUGCACUCCAGAUCUGAUGUGCUCAAUGCAUUUGGUCUUAAAGCAUUACCCAUAAAGAAUUAUAAAGAAAUCAAGAAAUAAAUUACAUAUUGAGAUUAAGACAAAUGAAUGGUAUGUAUGUGUUUUUGUGAAGGGUCGAUUUAUGUACACAAUUUAUGUAUAUUAAUAUACAUAGAAUAAAAAGAACCUUGUGUGUAUAUGGCUGCAUCUCGUGUCUGUCUUGGAUGACUUUGGUGUAUUGUACUACAGCACUGAUGUGCCACCUGAAGAAUGACAGCACUGGGGAACACUCCUCCUAGACCCCCCUGUCCUCAACCCCAACCCCAAGCAUUGCCUGCCCAUCUUCCUCCACAAUGGUGUGAUGCUUUGUAACCUGUUUGAGCUUUGUAAAGGUCAUUUUUUAAUUCUUAUUUUGUGUUGUAUGUAAAACCUUAAGUGUGUGCUUUGGCAAGAAAUGUUUUGUGUUAUGGAAAUCAAUACUAUAGCUUCAUUUAAAAAGGGGGGAGUUUAAAAAAAUAAACAUUUACUAUAAAUGAAAGACGUUCAGCAGUAAGGAGUAUUUAUGGUGCCUUACAAAUAAAAAAAAAACAA
Megalops cyprinoides (Indo-Pacific tarpon) is the source of this 4045-nucleotide messenger RNA. It is a transcript of the gene tle5, whose product is annotated as TLE family member 5, transcriptional modulator. Gene Ontology annotation, biological process: regulation of DNA-templated transcription; negative regulation of canonical Wnt signaling pathway. The record is from RefSeq and is a predicted model, not a curated record. Gene Ontology annotation, molecular function: transcription corepressor activity; protein binding. Lineage: Eukaryota; Metazoa; Chordata; Actinopteri; Elopiformes; Megalopidae. Gene Ontology annotation, cellular component: nucleus; transcription regulator complex. Bases 708 to 1298 code for a protein of 196 amino acids. The transcript has 7 exons.